CGUUUGCAGCUUUUCCUUGGAUGGGGAUCUUCGAGGCUGGGGAGCAAAAGGGAAAUCCUGUCCUCGGAGGCGCGUAGGAAAAAACAGCAUCUCCAUCUGUGUGUCACUGCGGCUGAGGGUCCCUGACUGCAGCAAUGCAAAUAUAAGAUGACUUUCUAAGCCAGGCUGGCAAAGCUGAUCCUCCCGAGCAUCUCUCUGCAAUGGCCUCAGGGAACAGCGGUGACCCACCGAGGGCCCAUGGACGCCGGGGGAGCAACGGGCACAGGCAGUCACAAGAGCUCAACUCAGAAGAUCAGGUGGCAGAGGAGACGGAGGAGGUGUUUCGGAGCUAUGCCUUCUACCGCUACCAACAGGAGAGAGAGGAGAGAGGGGAGGAGGUGCCCAUGGACCCAGAGAUCGUGGAGAUCCAGCAGGAGCUGGGCAGCACCGGGAGCCUGGUGGGAAGGCGCCUGGCCAUCAUCGGUGAUGACAUUAACGAGCGGUACGAUGCGGAGUUUCGCUACAUGCUGAAAUCCUUGCAGCCCACCAAGGAGAACGCCUAUGAGUACUUCACCAGAAUAGCCUCCAGCUUGUUCGAGAGCGGCAUUAACUGGGGCCGGGUGAUUGCGCUGCUGGGUUUUGGCUACCGCAUGGCCAUCCACGUCUACCAGCACGGCAUACCGGGUUUCCUCCGCCGGAUCGCCCGCUACGUCGCGGAAUUCAUGCUCCGAAACCGCAUCGCCCAGUGGAUCGCCCAGCAAGGAGGAUGGGUGGCUGCACUCGAGCUGGACAAUGUUUACAUGAAGUACAUGCUGGUGGUGGUGGCCCUGGUCAUGGUGGGGCAUUUAGUGGUACAACGCUUCUUCAGGCCCUAACUGAGACGGGGGCAGAGGCUGGGGGGGGGUCUGGCCAAGCGCUCUCUCAAAUCUCUGCUCUGCAUUGACGUCCCCCAAGAGAGGGGGGAUUCAAGGAACCUCCGAGAGAGAGAGCAGCUUGGACCUGUGACCCUCCCACCACAGGGCCUAGGGUCUCUGCCAUCUGUGCAGACACCCCUGGGGAGCUAUGGAGAGAAGCAGUGGGAGGGGGGAAGGUUCAACUCUGUUGUUUGUUUUAUGCCUCACUUAGCUGCUGAGGACAGAGCAUCACUGUGACGCUCCCGGCAUGCAGCAGUGAGGCAGAACAGCCUCCUCUGGGCUCACAGAGGUGGUGUGAUAAUGCCAGUGAGUGCGUGUGCGAGGGUCUCAUCCGCUCCCUGGGGCGGGUGCAGAGCUCCCCCUUCGCUGAUGGCUCUAGCCCAAACCCUGCCUGCAUUUGAAGAGGGAUUGCAGCCUUGGCUGCUGCAAGUGUUGUCUGUAAGUCACUGGAGGGGCAAGCCAGCAUUAGCCCGCGUGGGGCUUGCUUUCACCUUCCUUCUGUUCCUGAGCCUUCUCUUUCCUUUUAACAAGCAUCCCUACCCCUUUUUAAAAAAAACAAGCUGACUACCUGUCCUCUGACAAGCGAGGGUAACACCUGAUGGUGCUGGCAGGCAGGUUCUCCCUGCUGCAGCCUGAACCUGGAGCCCUGCAGCUCUCCCGUGGCUGAUGCAGCUGCUGGGGUGCAGCCUCACCCCCCCCACCCCCCACCCCCACGAGCUCAAAGGCUGCGUGCUGGCAGACCUAGGAAGCACCAGCAGGUUUUCAAACACUAAAAAGCUGCGGGGUGACUAAUGGUUGGUGUAUGCAGCCUGCCCGCCUGCCCUCCCUCCAGUUCUGCUGGGGAAUUUCCAUUCGAUAGAUUUGGAUGCUGGCAAACGAGUAGCCCAAGUGAGACCAGUUGGUCUCCCUUGCUCUCGGUGGGAAGCGCUGAAGUUACAUCCCAUCCCUGCAUCAGCUCUUUGCCUUCUGAGCUCAGCUGGGCAGGAUGGUGUGGGCAUGUACAGGAAUGCAGUGUUUUAUAGCUGCCCAGACAGCAGGGCCCAGCCUCUUCUGGGCACAGUGUCUUUGGGAAGUGACUUCACCUUGUUCUGUUUGUGACUAAUGCUUGAGCAUGACUUCUGGGGGAGGGAAGGAAGCAGGCUCCAUUCUCCCAUCUCAAAUCUUUCUGACUUUUGCAAAACAGGGAGAGCAUCCCAGCAUGGACCUCGUGGUUUAGCGCUGUUCUUUUUACUCCAGGUGACCCUGUAAGGCUUGAAACCAUGACUGGCCCUGUCUAAGCCAAACUCAUCCUUUUCUAGCAUCACUCACCUCCUAGAGCAGGUCAGCCAGCUGGGGAGGGAGCCAGAGGGACCUUGGAGGUAGGAAAUGAGCAGCGGGUCCUAUGUCUGGGCUCCUCUCCUAAUGCAGACAGAGCUCUUCUGGGCUGGAGAAUGGGACAAGGGGAGUCGCAGUAUUGUAGCCCUGAGCAGGCUGAGCCCCCCUGCCCUCUGGGGCAUCUCCCCGAUGGCUGGAGCAGGGAACUUGCCUGGUGUUGCUACCGCGAAACGAGCCGAGCGACCACAGCUGACAGAGCUCUGACUCAGGGAUCACCGAACCGGGGCAGAGCCCGGCUCGCCCGCAGCCCCGCCUGGUGUCACCCACCGCGAGAGCCCAAGGGGGGCAGAGCCCCUCAGAGCAGCCCAUCUGCAGCACAGGUGUUCCUGACACACAGCUAUCUAACCUGGUUUUAAAGCCCUCCAGUAUUGCCUCCCCAUAUUGCCGAUUCCUACAUUAAUCUUUACCUUCAGAUAUAUAUUUUUUUUUUUUCCCUCAACUUCUCUCCCUUGCUGCAGUUUAAGCUUGUUACUGCAUGUCCUGUCCAAGCACGGACAGGACACCUUGCAUCCUUUCUCUUUGCAGCUGCACAGGCUUAGCAGGACCAGCCAUAAUCUUACAUCCCUUAUUUAACAUAAGAAGAGCAACCUUUCUAGCCUAUUUCCAUAUCAGGGUCUUUCUGUGCUUAUCAUUUUGACCCUGACUCUUUCUGCAGUAUCCCUUUUCCUGGUGGAGUGCCCUGGACUGUGCUUAAUAGAAAGGCAUUAAAAUAUUUGCUAUAAUA
Messenger RNA from Tyto alba (common barn owl), 2991 nucleotides. RefSeq names its product BCL2 antagonist/killer 1 (gene BAK1). The transcript is spliced from 6 exons. Gene Ontology annotation, biological process: extrinsic apoptotic signaling pathway in absence of ligand; intrinsic apoptotic signaling pathway in response to DNA damage; regulation of apoptotic process. Lineage: Eukaryota; Metazoa; Chordata; Aves; Strigiformes; Tytonidae. Gene Ontology annotation, cellular component: mitochondrial outer membrane. The record is from RefSeq and is a predicted model, not a curated record. Gene Ontology annotation, molecular function: protein heterodimerization activity; protein homodimerization activity. Bases 201 to 854 code for a protein of 217 amino acids.